AUGUCCAUGCCAAGGUUUCUAUCUCACCAAAUCUCAUCACCUCUUCGGCGAGCCUGCGACGUCUUUAUAAACCACCGUGGUGUUGACACCAAGAAGACUGUUGCUGGAUUGCUUUACCACCGUCUCUCCCAACUCAACAUCAAUGCUUUCUUGGAUAGUAAAAGCAUGCAACCUGGCGAUAGGUUAUACGAGAGCAUUGGCUCAGCGAUCCGGAAAUCUAAGAUUGGGGUCGUCGUCUUCUCCCCUCGUUACUGUGAUUCUUAUUUCUGCCUACAUGAGUUGGCGCUUUUGGUUGAUCAGAAAAAGAAGCUCAUUCCAAUCUUCUGCGACGUCAAACCAUCAGAGCUUCAGAUCAUGGCCUAUGAAAAGUCCACACCCAAAGAGCUGGUGAGGUUUAGGAAGGCACUGGAAGAAGCUAGGUAUACAGUUGGGUUUGUGUUUGAUUCUCAGAACGGGAAUUGGUCGGACCUUGUGACAAAUGUCUCGGACAUCAUCGUGAAGAGCCUGAAUGAACAGGAAGGACAAAAACACUUGCGAAGACAGGGGAGUUUCAUCGUCUAUUUGUUCGGUUAUCUAUUGAAGGCUUGGGAUUUUUACAUGUGGAACAUUUUGGUUGAUGGGCCAAAUUGGGCGUUGGCUAUCAAUGAUUUGAAUAACUGA
Molecule: messenger RNA, 660 nt
Organism: Magnolia sinica
Lineage: Eukaryota; Viridiplantae; Streptophyta; Magnoliopsida; Magnoliales; Magnoliaceae
Product: probable 2' cyclic ADP-D-ribose synthase BdTIR
Exons: 4
Coding region: 1-660 (219 amino acids)
Biological process (GO): signal transduction
Source: RefSeq, a predicted model, not a curated record